AUGGCCAUUGACAACGAUCAGGAUGUGAACCUUGAUGAUGAGGUUUUAGGCCAGGUGACAUCGUUUGUUAUUGGUUUCACCAAAAAUAAACUUACGGUAACAGCAGAAGACAACAAGAGGGAGAAAAAGAAGCGGGUAGUUUUAGAAGGAGUCUGGGCGCCUGUCGCUGCAGUAUUUGGUCGGCAGCAGUUAACACAGAUGAUAUUUGCUGUAAUACCGUUGCUUCUGAACAUACUGUAUUGUCUGAAUUUUCAAAUUCAAUUUAUUGAAUCUGCAAAUGUAUGCCAUUUUGAUCGGCAGUCGUUCAUUAAGUCGUUUGAGAAUGCGACGGUGGUGGUCACUGCAACGGUACGACAAGUUACUAUUCAUGCACCUAACAGUCAUUUGAAGGCGGCAAAAGUUCGAGUUAAAAGAGUAAUUAAGGGGAAGGAUAUUCUCAACAAAGUUAGUGAAAUUGUUAUUUACGGGCUUGGAGAUAUAAAGAAGUGUCAAAGUGUCCUCUAUGAAAAAGAUACCAAAGUAUUUCUGCUAUCUGUGCGCCAAGGAAAAUUUUUUCUGAAUCCCCCAGUAGCACCAAUUUCUUUAGAUAUUUUGGAUAUGAUGGAUUCGAUAAUGCGAGUUGCGCUUAAAAAUUUAGAAACUUUUGAUACAGUUUUAAACGGACUGUAUCGUUAUAAGCUUGAGAAAUUUUGGGUAAGCCAGCGUUUGAACAGUGUGGUAUAG
Molecule: messenger RNA, 723 nt
Organism: Enterobius vermicularis (human pinworm)
Lineage: Eukaryota; Metazoa; Nematoda; Chromadorea; Rhabditida; Oxyuridae
Source: the annotation of a GenBank genome assembly